AUGGCUGUUGACCGGUAUUUUGCCAUUUGUAUGCCAUUGCGCUACAAUGUCGUCAUGAGCUACAAUAACUGUCGAAUAGCUAGCCUUGUGAUUAUAAUCCCAUUCAUGGCUUACAGGGUAAAACAUACCAUUAGCCCUGAUUUACGUAUUUUUAUCAGCUUGUUGUAUCUCCUUCUUCCUGGUCUUUGUAACCCAUGGAUUUAUGGCCUCAGAACUAAGGAGAUAAAGGUGCACAUGGUCAAAUUUCUCAAGUGUGGAAGAGUUGAUCCUUUGUGA
This is a messenger RNA of Salvelinus sp. IW2-2015, 276 nucleotides long. The record is from RefSeq and is a predicted model, not a curated record. Lineage: Eukaryota; Metazoa; Chordata; Actinopteri; Salmoniformes; Salmonidae.